Molecule: messenger RNA, 492 nt
Organism: Apaloderma vittatum (bar-tailed trogon)
Lineage: Eukaryota; Metazoa; Chordata; Aves; Trogoniformes; Trogonidae
Product: REST corepressor 1
Exons: 5
Biological process (GO): regulation of transcription by RNA polymerase II; negative regulation of DNA-templated transcription
Cellular component (GO): histone deacetylase complex; transcription regulator complex
Molecular function (GO): transcription corepressor activity
Source: RefSeq, a predicted model, not a curated record
CUCGCAAGGAGAAGUCAGGAGAGAGAGAAUCUCGGCAUGCUGGUCUGGUCACCUAACCAGAAUCUGUCUGAAGCAAAAUUGGAUGAAUAUAUUGCCAUUGCUAAAGAGAAGCAUGGAUACAAUAUGGAGCAGGCCCUUGGGAUGCUGUUUUGGCACAAGCACAACAUUGAGAAGUCUUUGGCAGAUCUGCCAAACUUUACUCCGUUCCCAGAUGAGUGGACAGUGGAAGACAAGGUCUUGUUUGAACAAGCCUUCAGUUUCCAUGGGAAAACCUUUCACAGGAUCCAGCAAAUGCUUCCUGACAAAUCAAUAGCCAGCCUGGUGAAAUUUUACUACUCCUGGAAGAAGACAAGGACUAAAACUAGCGUGAUGGACCGUCAUGCUCGUAAACAAAAAAGGGAACGUGAGGAAAGUGAGGAUGAAAUGGAGGAAGCAAAUGGAAAUAACCCAAUUGAUAUUGAAGUUGAACAAAACAAAGAGAGCAAAAAGGAG